Naegleria gruberi is the source of this 3051-nucleotide messenger RNA. RefSeq lists its product as uncharacterized. The transcript has a single exon. Gene Ontology annotation, biological process: potassium ion import across plasma membrane; proton transmembrane transport; intracellular sodium ion homeostasis. The record is from RefSeq and is a predicted model, not a curated record. Gene Ontology annotation, molecular function: ATP hydrolysis activity; P-type sodium:potassium-exchanging transporter activity; ATP binding. Gene Ontology annotation, cellular component: membrane. The annotation marks the transcript as partial. Lineage: Eukaryota; Heterolobosea; Eutetramitea; Acrasida; Naegleriidae.
GGUAAGAAGGGAAAGAAGAACAAGGUUUUGGAGAAGGCCAAGAAAAAGGCUAUUGAUAUUACCGAACACGAGAUGCCAGUAGAGAAAUUGUUGGACUUAUAUGGCUCUAAUUUUGCUUCUGACCCGGAAGCUUCCCAAGGUUUGAGUGAAAAGGUUGCUCAAGAACGUUUAGCUGUCAAUGGUCCUAACAAAUUGAAACCACCUAAGAAGAAGCCAUUUAUUUUCAAGGUUAUUGAACAAUUUACAAGUUUAUUCUCUUUGUUGAUGAUUUUUGCCGGAUUCUUAUGUAUUUUGGAUCCUAUUAUUGAACAAAGUGUAGACUCAAUUCCUAAUGUCUUUUUGGGUGUCAUUUUGUGGGCUGUCGUCGUUUUGAAUGCCGCCAUUUCAUUGGUACAAGAAAGAGGAAGUGAAAAAGUAUUGGAAGGUUUUAUGUCUAUGCAAAAGAGUUCAGUUUUAGUUGUAAGAGAUGGUGUUUUAAGAAAAGUUGAUGCGGAUACACUCGUUUUGGGUGAUAUUGUUAAAAUUGAAGCUGGUGACAUUGUUCCAGCCGAUUUGAGACUUUUACAUACAAGUGGUUUGAAGGUAGAUAACAGUUCUUUGACUGGUGAAGCUGAUCCUCAAAGCAGAACAUCCGAAUCUAGUUCUUCAAAUCCAUUGGAAACAGCCAACUUGGCUUUCUUUGGUACAACUGUUCUUGACGGAAGUGGAUACGGAAUUGUAAUUAGAUGUGGUAACGUUACAGUCAUUGGUCAAAUUGCUCUCCUUGCUGGUACUGCUCCUACUUUGAAGACUCCAUUGAGAAGAGAAAUUGAUAACUUUGUUAGAAGUAUUGGUAUUAUUGCCUUGACCAGUUCUGUUAUCUUGUUUUGUAUUGCUUUGGGUCUCGGACUCAGUUGGUAUCAAGCUUUCCUUUUUGCUAUUGGUGUAGUUACUGCAAAUAUUCCAGAAGGUUUAAUUGCCGUCGUUACUGUUUGCUUGACUGUUUCUGCUAAGAGAUUGAUGGCUGUUAAUGUCCUUGUUAAAAAAUUAGAACACGUCGAAACUUUGGGUAGUACAUCUGUAAUUUGCUCAGAUAAGACAGGUACUUUAACUCAAAACAGAAUGACUGUUGUUGAAACUUGGAUUGACGGUAAUGUUAAUGCUAUUGCUUAUGAAAGAAUGAUGAAAGCAAAACCAGAAAAGCCUGCAAGUGAACUCCCAGAUAUGAGUCAAAUUUCUGAAGAAGCUUUGACAGGUUAUCAAACUCUUAUCAGAGCAUGUGCAUUGUGCAGUGCUACUACCUUUGUUCAAUCUGAAACCAAUCUUGCCAAGCCAAUUCUUGACAGAGAAUGUAUUGGUGAUGCUUCUGAAACAGCCCUUAUUAAGUUUGUUGAAACUAGAAAUGAUACAGCUACUCUUCUAGGUAUUAGAGGAGCACACACCAGUCUCUACACUAUUCCAUUCAAUUCCAAGAAUAAGUGGAUGUUGGAAGUUCGUGAAAAACCAGGUUUGGAUAAGGCUAUUCUUUUUAUGAAGGGUGCCCCAGAAAGAAUUAUCAGUAGAUGUACAUCAAUCUUAAUUGGUGGUAAGGUCUUCCCAUUGGAUGAAAUGUGGAAGAAUAACUUCCAACAAGCUUAUGACUUCUUUGCUAUGAAAGGUGAACGUGUCUUGGGUUUUGCUCAAUUGAUGAUUGAUAAGGAAUGUGUAAAGAAACAAUUAGAAGCAGAAGAAUCAGGUGGUACAUCUGACGGUUUGUUGAUUCCGACUGAAGGUUUGACAUUUGUUGGCAUGUGUGCUUUGACUGAUCCUCCAAAGGUUGGUGUUCCAGAAGCUAUUGCUAAAUGUAAACAUGCUGGUAUUCAAGUUGUCAUGGUUACAGGUGAUCACCCUGCUACUGCUAAGGCUAUUGCUAAACAAGUUGGUAUUCUUAAUGACGACUGUAUGACUAGAGAAGAUCUUGCCAUGGAUGAAGGAUGUUCCGCAGAAUCCAUUCCAUUUAGUAGACCAGAAGUUGAUGCUGUUGUUUUGCAUGGUGAAGAAAUUGACAAACUCUCUUCUAAGGAAUGGAGAGCAAUUUUGAAGAAGAAACAAAUUGUAUUUUCCAGAACUUCUCCUCAACAAAAAUUGUUAAUUGUCAGCAAAUUCCAAGAAAUGGGUCACUGUGUUGCUGUUACUGGUGAUGGUACUAACGACUCUCCUGCUUUGAGAAAGGCUGAUAUUGGUGUUGCUAUGAAUAUUUCUGGUUCUGCUGUUUCUAAGGAUGCAGCUGCUAUUAUUUUGAUGGAUGAUAACUUUGCUUCAAUUGUUAACGGUGUUGAAGAAGGUAGAUUGAUUUUCGAUAACUUGAAGAAGUCUAUUGCUUAUACUUUGACUCACGCCAUUCCAGAAGUUAGUAGUUUCUUGGUUUAUGCUAUUUUUGGUAUUCCACUCCCAUUGACUGGUGUUCAAGUCUUGAUGAUUGACUUGGGUACUGAAUUGAUGAAUGCUAUUUCUCUUGCUUAUGAACCUGCUGAAAGUGAUAUUAUGUCUGUUCCUCCAAGAAGUAAGACAGAGAGACUUGUCGGUUUCCAACUUUUCUCUUAUUCAUAUCUCCAAGUUGGUGUAAUUGAGGCUCUUGGUUGUUAUUGUUGUUAUUUCCUUGCUCUUGCUUUCUAUGGUGUUCCACCAUCAUAUUGUUGGAAUGCUUCUAGAUCAAACUACUUUACAGCCACUGCUCCAGACUUGCACAUUAUUGAAACAGGUCUCAAGAUUUCUGCUAAACAUCAAGUAGAUAUUUUGUGUACUGCUCAAACAGCUUAUUUCCUUUGUAUUGUCAUUUGCCAAUGGGCUACCUUAAUGUCAACAAGAACAAGAAGAACAUCUGUAUUCUUUAAGGGAUUCUCUGCAAACUUGUGGAUUUAUGCAGGUGUUGUUUUUGCUGUACUUUUGACUUGUUUCUUCUUAUACGUUCCUUUCAUUUCAGAUUUCAUUUUCCAAAUUAGACCUGUCAGUAUUGACUUUUGGUUGUGGCCAGUUCCUUGGGCUUUUGGUGUUUUGUUCUAUGACGAACUUAGAAAAUUAUUAUUGAGAAAG